UUGGUUUGUCGAGGCAGCGGAGGUGGAGAUGUCGAGAACGCUUUGACUCUUGGGAGAGGCAAAUCACGCCCAGCAGCCUCGCCGGCUGGCACAGCUAUCAUGAUGCCGGAGCCCUCCGAUCGCGGCAAGGAGAUGUCAACUUGCUGUAUCAUCAGGUUCGAUGUGGGUGGUGUCUCUGUCCGUGGGUGUUGAGGAAAUGGAGCUGGCUAGCCUCGCCUUACCCGGAAGCAAGUCACGCCCAGCAGCCUCGUCAGCUGUCGUAGCUGCUGUGAAGCCGGAAACCCCCGACAGUGGCAGCGAGAAGUCAGCGUGCUGUAUCAUCAGCUUCGAUGUGGCUGAUGUGUCUUUGUGUGGGUGUUGGGGAGAGGGAGCUGGCGGGUCUCUUCUUACCUGGAAGCAAGUCGCGCUCAGCGGCCUCGUCGUCUGGCGUAGGUGUCGUGAAUCCGGAGGCCCUGACAGCGGCAGCGAGAGGCCAGCAUGCUGCAUCAUCAGCUCCUAUGCAGACGAUGUCUCUUCGUGUUGGUGUAGGGUAGACGGCGCUGACGGUUCUCAUCUUACCUGAAAGCAAGCCUCGUCCAUCAGCCUCGCUAGCUGGCAAAGCUGUUGGCGAGCUGGAAACCUCUGGUGGCGGCAAGGAGACGUCAGCUUGCUGUAUCACCAGCUUCAAUGUUGGUGGUGUGCCUUUGCGUGAACGUGGGGAGGAUGAGGUUGGCGAGUCUCAUCCUACA
Messenger RNA from Mytilinidion resinicola, 728 nucleotides. RefSeq lists its product as uncharacterized. NCBI's taxonomy places the organism in Eukaryota, Fungi, Ascomycota, Dothideomycetes, Mytilinidiales, Mytilinidiaceae. Bases 161 to 562 code for a protein of 133 amino acids. The transcript has a single exon. The record is from RefSeq and is a predicted model, not a curated record.